This is a messenger RNA of Echinostoma caproni, 258 nucleotides long. The record is from the annotation of a GenBank genome assembly. Lineage: Eukaryota; Metazoa; Platyhelminthes; Trematoda; Plagiorchiida; Echinostomatidae.
AUGAGUGGUAACGUACCUCCUCCCUCCGGCGGAUUUCCAUCUGCACCUGGUGGUUAUCCACCACCUGCUGCACCCGGUGCCGCAUACCCUCCCGGUCCCGGUGCCUACGGACCAUCGGCACCUGGCUAUGGACCUCCUGCUGGAGGUUUCGCCCCUUCAGUUGGUUACUUCCCUCCUGUUGGUUACGCCCCUUCAGCAGGGUAUGGACCCCAGCAAGGUCCACCAGGUAAAUUGUUGCUUAUCAUUAGGAACAAAUGA